AUGUCAACGGACAUUCCGGGCACGAAUCGGACUUGUUGGACAUCUUCGGAGCAACUGCGCCUCUCGAACUGCACCAACCAUCCUCCCCCGCCCGCCUCUUCCUCCCCGCCGCCGACAACUAACUCUGACAAUUCUUCUGAACAAACACUUCCAUCCUCCUCCUCCUCCUCCUCGUCCUCCUCCUCUCCCACUGCCCCAGCGGCGGUCGCUCAGGCGGCCGUCUCGCACAUCAACCCCGACACAUCAACCGACACCACCCCCACCUCUCCCGAUUCCAGUGAUGAGGAUCAGGACUACACCUGCCAUCACUGCGAUCACACCUUCACCUCAAGCAUCGGCCUGGUCGGUCACUUGCUAAUCCAUCGCACAGAGACUGGCGAACCAGUGCCUGGCGCACCAACCUACACCCACCGCACUCGCCUCCACUGCCUACAUUGCCCUCGAACCUUCACUCAUCGCAUGGGUCUAUUCGGCCACAUGCGCAUCCACGAGAGCGGAAUCGACUACAAAUAA
Messenger RNA from Spirometra erinaceieuropaei, 513 nucleotides. Lineage: Eukaryota; Metazoa; Platyhelminthes; Cestoda; Diphyllobothriidea; Diphyllobothriidae. The record is from the annotation of a GenBank genome assembly.